Molecule: messenger RNA, 1575 nt
Organism: Aureobasidium uvarum
Lineage: Eukaryota; Fungi; Ascomycota; Dothideomycetes; Dothideales; Saccotheciaceae
Source: the annotation of a GenBank genome assembly
AUGCCCGCACCAUUGACGGAACGCAAGGCCGCUACAGACCCUACCAAGGUCUUCCACUACACGGACUUGCAGCGCAAGAAGCCUACCCGAGAGAACGAUCCAUACACAUACAUGCACGGCUGGAACAACAGACAUCAAUCUGAGGUUAUCCCUGGUACCUUGCCAGUAGCCCAGAACAAUCCACAGGAAGUCCGCUUCGGCCUGUACACCGAGGGCAUCACGUACAGUGCAUUCGCCGCACCGCGUGCUCACAACUAUAGCACCUACAUGUACCGCGUGCGACCUGCAGCAGCUCACAGUAUGCGAUUCUCCAGUCUCCUCAACCCCAAAGUCGAGACCCUACCCGAACAAGCAGAAUGGGGACCUUUCCCUCUCCCUCAGGACUCGGAAAAGAUAGAUUUUGUCGAUGGCCUACACACUCUGGGUGGCUCUGGCGAUCCCAAUCUGAGAGAAGGCAUGGCUCUGUACGUCUAUGCCAUCAAUGCAUCCAUGGAAAAGAGAGCAUUCUGCAACACAGAUGGUGACUUUCUCAUCUGCGCUCAGCAAGGGAAUCUAGACAUCCAAACUGAGUUUGGAAUGAUAUUCUUGCAGCCGGGAGAGAUUUGUGUCAUUCAGAGAGGUGUGAGAUUCAGGAUUGCUCUUGGGCCUGGAGUGCAAAAGGCCAGAGGUUAUAUCACAGAGGUGUGGGGUAGUAUGUGGGAGUUGCCUGAUCUGGGCCCUUUGGGUGGUCAUGGUCUUGCCAAUCCCAGAGACUUCUUGUACCCUAUUGCUCACAUUGAUGAUGAGCUGAGUGGAGACUGGGAAGUCGUCAACAAGAACAAUGGAAGGUACAACUGCCUGGAGCAGGACCACAGCCCCUUUGACUUGGUCGCUUGGCAUGGCAAUGUCGUUCCCUACAAGGUACAUCUAUUUCUUCUCUGGCAUCAUUGCGUAUCCUCGCUAACACGAUCUUCAGNNUAUGACCUGACCAAGUUUGCCUCGCAAAACGCAACCAGCAUCGACCACACAGACCCCUCGGUCAACACCGUUCUCACCGCCAAGUCUCGCGACCCCAACACCCCUCUCGCCGACUUCCUCUGGUUCGGCCCAAGAUGGGAUGUAGCAUCCAACACCUUCCGCCUGCCCUACUUCCACAGAAACUCCGCUUCGGAAUUUCUGGCCUGUUUAUACGGCGAAGGCCUUGGCAGAAGCGACGAUUUCCAACCCGGCGGCGGCAGUUUCGAGGGAGGCCACACACCACAUGGUGGGUUUUCAGAUGCCUACGUGGAUGAAAUGCGCAUUCAGCAGAGCGAGCCGAGGAAGAUUUUGGAGGGCCAGAUGACCAUCAUGGUGGAGAGUUCGAGGACUUUUCUGUGGACCGAGUAUGCGAGGGUUGGGUGUGGUACUAUCAAUACGCGUGGCACGGAUCCCAAGGUUUGGGAUACUUUGCCCGAUCGCUUCUCUGACAAUCCCGAGGCCAAAGCCUUGCUGAAGAGGGUCAAGGAAGAUAAGAAGUUGAUGGAGGAGAGGAGCAAGAUUUACUAUGAUGAUGCAGCGCUCAAGGAGUUGCUGCAAGGCAAGACGAACGGUCACUGA